AUGUCCUGGCUGUCCAACUACCUCCGUUGCUGCGCUUUGGGAAUGGAGACACUCAGCAUUGACAAUUUGGCAGAACAGAUCGCACUUAAAAUGUUUUCUCUCAACUUUAACACAACAAACUGGAAAGCAAAUUACAACUACUGGACUUCUGGAACUUGGAAAGGUUCUCCUCCGAACCAGUUUUCGUGGUGCAAACCCAGCGGUCCCUCCGUUCUCGCCGGCGAUUUAGUUUGGGAAAAGGGACAGCCGGACAACGCGGGCAGCAACGAGAGCUGCGUCCACUUCCGGUUCGUUUUGAAUUCCACAGGCACCAUCAUGACCGAUAGGAACUGCGCCAAUAAAUACAUAUUCGCUUGCAAGUCGAGCUGGGCAGAUGCGUGGGAUUUGUGCUGCAUGGUCGGGAUGACCCUGAUGUCCAUGGAGUCGGCGGGAAAAGCGAGUUGUUAUUCCAGAAUCGUAUCCAAGUUUCAAACUCCAACAUAUGGAGACUUCUGGCUCUCUGGGACGGACAAGGGCUGUCCUUCCACCUUCCGAUGGUGCUCGCUGAGCAAGAAUUUCAUCAACCCUGAGCUCAAAUGGAAGGCUGGACACCCGGUGGACGGUUUGGAUUGCGUUUACCUCGAAGUUAGAAACGGAUCCGUGCUGCUCGCCUCCGCCAACUGCGCCGAGAAGAAAGAUUUUCUCUGCGAAGUGAGAAAGAAGGCGACCUUCCAAAGGGCCAUGCAGACCGAAUGCGCGGAAAUUUGGGAUAUUUCGAUUGAGGAAAUCGAUAUGCUGUUGAAUGUGAGCGCGUUUCUCUCUCCAACUGCGAACAUCUCGCUGAAUUUGAAGUGCUUCUUAAAAUGUGUCGGAGUUGAAGUUGGAAUGUUUGACCUGGGUGCCUUGAGCGCGAUUGCAACGUUGCAACAAAUAGAAAUCUUCACUCAGGAAGAACCGAUGAAAAUGGAAUCUGCCUUCGUCGCUUACGACACCUGCAGCGGAAAACAGUUUGACGACGAAUGCGUGACCGCUUACGAAACUUUCAAAUGCGGCCAGGAGCAAGCGCCUGACCUUGUCUCGCAAAUCGUUACAAAUAAUUUCGACAACGGAACAGUUCUAUCUCCUCCGAUUCCGUGCGUUCCGGUUCGCCGAUCGUGUUGGCUAACUAAUGAAAUUCCCUGCGUCAAAGAUCAAGCGAUCGCCGAUUUAGUUUUGAGCUAUAAAGAUCCUUCCGGAACUGUGGGAGGAUCGACCGUGACUGCCAACAAGAUGUUUUACCUCAGGAAUAAAAAUAUUACAGAAAAUUAUAAUCCUAUCGAUGCAUACAAAUAUUGCUGCGCAAUUGGAUGGAAACUGUACGAGCCCGUGUCCAGUGUUGACGAUACUCAGAUUUACAAUUUGCUCGGAGGUGGAGCAAAUGCAAUCGUGGGCGACACCGAGUACUUGAACGAUACUCACGACGUUUGGUGCCGAAGCCGCCAGGUUGUGCCUUCGGAUAUUCUUGCGGAGUCCGUAUCGUGCUUUCCGAACUUCUACACCAAGUUCCAAGCAUCAGAAAUUCAAAAACUACCAAGCAUUGGACUCAUCUCAAUCUUUUCUGAGUAA
This is a messenger RNA of Cloeon dipterum, 1584 nucleotides long. RefSeq lists its product as uncharacterized. The record is from RefSeq and is a predicted model, not a curated record. Lineage: Eukaryota; Metazoa; Arthropoda; Insecta; Ephemeroptera; Baetidae. The transcript has 14 exons. Gene Ontology annotation, molecular function: odorant binding. Bases 1 to 1584 code for a protein of 527 amino acids.